AGAUACGGAACACGAACGGAUGGACCGUCGUGGUCGUGGUUGUCGUCGUCGUCGUUGUCGUCGAACGUCGCAGUCAACCGUCGAGUAGAGUCGCGCGUUCGCGUUCGUAUUAUCGUAUUUGCCGCCACCGGCGAUCGCUCCACGCGAAAAGUUUCCUGUCGAAUGUUCUUCGGCGCCUGGCAGGCACUGUUGUGUGAUUUAUGGAUAGUGAAUCGUAUGUGUGUGUGUGUGUGUGUGUGUGUGUGUGUGUGAGCGAAACACACACAAACAACAACAACAAGAAAAAAGGAGUGUGAAUACCGCGCGUGUCUGUGAAGUAAUGUGAGAGUGAAUGAAUUUGCAGGUUUCUGGUUGAUUUCAACGUUCUUUUUUUUCUCCAUUGUGCACGCAAAAGCCCCUCAUCAGUUCCCGGUUGUGUCGGUGUGUAUUAAUGUUGGGAAUUUUGUGCGGAGUUACGUUUCGAGUUACCAGCAGUAUCACACAGUGCCGCACAGUGUAUGAGUCUCUGUCUGGGCGUGUGUCGCUGUGCGAUUGCUCUGCUCAGUGAAGCGGCCGUUUAAGUUGGAUGACACUGCAGAAGGAUAUAUGGCUUGGUUGGUUUGACAAGCGCCCGCGAGCAAGCAAGACACGGCUCAGCGCUCUUAUCGACGUUUAUCGGCGCUUCCGGCUGCUGGCGGUGUUGUCAGGCAGGACCUCACCGAAGAGUGUUUGCCAACAGGAGGAUUUCGAAUCCAAGCUAUCCAACCAAACGCACUGAAUGCAGAGAACCCCGGAUUGAUGUGCUGAUUAGUGCUGACAUCGUAUUUGGUGACAGUAGACCGACAGUAGCCGGUGGGGUUAACCCCCGGGGGGCUUCUGGUACGAGUGACACCGACCUCAGCAACGACCGAACUACUCCUCAAGCACGGUACGGUUGAUGCAACACAGGACAUCAGGUGCUCAGCCAUCGUUAGCUACAAUUUGUGGCCACCCAAGCCUCUCGCCAACAUUCAAUUUACCCACCAGCGCACCUGACGUACCUCCCGUGUUCGUUAUUGCUUGAUCCACUCGUCAGCGCGCGUGUGUGUCAGUGUGGGACUAUUGCUGAGAUCACAGCACAAGACGCCAAGCGAACGGAAAUCCUAUCUCCUUUCGCUUUUGGGGACACGGAUAACGAUCAUCGUACAGAGUAAUUCAAUCAGAAAGCAUUCUAUCUAACAUCCCUCCUCUGAGAGGAACGGGCCACUGUUGCAGGAAGUGUCUGUUACAUUGAAGUCGACAUCGUCACCAGGAUAGAAGCCAGUGGUAUUCGUGGUGGUGGUCACAGUGUCACUAGUGCCUGGCGACACUUACGCCUUAGCAGCCGAGAGGGUGCUUGGCACGUGCGUGUAAGUGACUCUUGCCAAAGCCACUUGACAGUUGUGUCGAGGGUGCUCCUCCGGUGAGAACGUCUAGGAGUUCUCCUCCGGUGAGAACGCGUGAAGUGCAGGUGCACAAGCUGUCUCACUAAACGAAUCCCCGAUCGAUCCCAGGCCGGUCAGUUACCAGGGACGACCAAGGAAGGAAAUUGAAUUUCGUGUGUCCCAGAGCCAGGCCACGCAUCUCGGAAAGCCCAAGUCCGGGGGGCAGGGGGCAGGGGGAGUGGAUCAACGGUAGCUAGCCGGUCAGAGAGGCCGUUUGAGGAUGUGUUCGGGCAGCCACCAUUCGAUGGUUGCCCCUAACGACGAGAACAGCAAUACCAACAGCAGAAAGAAGAAGCCAAGGCCUGCUUGCAAACUGCGACGUCCCGUCUGAGGACCGCUGGAGCCCGCUGCCAACGCGUCAACACGCCGCCUUCUGGUAGCGGCUUCCGGUCGGUAUCGCCGCACCAUCAACAGGAACACGAGCGUCAGGUCGCGGACUGGUGGUGGUGGUGGUGGUGAGGCCCGAGGGCAGUGGGUCCGGUAUGGCGGUCACCGUUUGAUCCAGCAGGAGCCCCUCGGUGACGCCUUCCAACUAUUGCAGCAACAGCAGGUGCACCUCCGGCCGGAUCGUUGGCACGAUCCGGGGGUAUCCGGUCGGCAAGGUGCAUGUAUGGAUUCGGUGACCACCAUCGCGUCUGCAGUCCGCCGCAAUCGCACCGCACCGCUCGUAACCCUCGCCGUGGCCACAACACUGUCCAGUUUGCUGCUAGUCACUGCCGCUGCCGCUGCAACCGCCACCAACACCAACCACGUCGUCGUCACGUCCACGAUAGCGGAUGGUGGAGUGGCCACCACCGGUGCGGCCACCAUCGCUGGCGGCGACCACCAUCACCACCUCACUGCCACGACGAUCCAGCUACCGUGCGAUCCGGCGUACGGUGGCUGUUCGAACCUGAGCUCUCUAGCGUACCUGGAGGCGAAUGUCACGUCGGCGUCCCUGUGGCCGGACGAUGGCUUAGUGCCGGUCGAUAUCGACGACGUUCCGGGCACGCACACCACCACCACCACCAUCAGCACGUCGACGAUCGUCGUCAGUAUCGUACUGUUGGCCGUCAUCGUCGGUACCGUGAUCGGCAACAUUCUGGUGUGCGUGGCCGUCUGUCUGGUGCGCAAGUUACGACGACCGUGCAACUACCUGCUCGUCUCGCUGGCCGUUUCCGAUCUGUGUGUGGCGCUACUCGUCAUGCCACCUGCCCUGCUCUACGAGGUGCUCGAAGAAUGGCGCUUCGGGGAAGUGUUCUGUGACAUCUGGGUAUCGUUCGAUGUGCUCUCGUGUACCGCCUCCAUUCUCAAUCUGUGCGCCAUCUCGGUUGACCGGUACUGGGCCAUCACGAAACCGCUCGAGUACGGUGUCAAGCGGACACCGCGCCGUAUGAUCGCCUGCAUCGCGUUGGUGUGGUUGGCGGCGGCCUGCAUUUCCCUUCCACCGCUGCUCAUCCUCGGCAAUGAACAUCGGGUGAAUGGGCAGCCGGCCUGCUCGGUGUGCCAGAACUUCUUCUACCAGAUCUACGCCACGGUGGGUGCUUUCUACAUCCCGCUCGCCGUCAUGCUGUUCGUGUACUGCCAGAUUUUCCGGGCGGCCCGUCGCAUCGUGAUGGAGGAGAAGCGGGCACAGAAGCGGCUCGAGAGUGCCAUCAACGGUGCGACGGUGACGAACGUCCAGGAAAAGAAGCUACCACUCCCACUGACAACCACCACCGCCACCGCCGCCAACGCGGCCAACCACGGUUCCGGACCGAUCGAUGGUCCGCUUACCGGUAAACUGCUCACGACGAGCGCCACGAAGGGAACGGGGGCAACCGCAACACCCAGCUCGCCGCAGCACAAGCGGUUACGCUUUCAGCUCGCCAAGGAACGGAAAGCAUCGACGACGCUCGGUAUCAUCAUGUCCGCGUUCACCGUCUGCUGGUUACCGUUCUUCAUUCUGGCGCUCGUGCGGCCUUUCAUGAAGGAUGACCACCGAAUGCUGUCGUCGUUCUUCCUGUGGCUCGGUUACGCCAACUCGCUGCUCAACCCGAUCAUCUACGCCACGCUCAACCGGGACUUCCGGAAACCGUUCCAGGAGAUCCUGUACUUCCGGUGCUCCAGCCUCAACCACAUGAUGCGGGAGGACUUCUACCACAGCCAGUACGGUGAUCCGGGGUCGCAGCGUCUCGUCAUUACGCACGAUGCCGCCGCACGGGAAAGCUUUCUGUGAAGGCUGCUGCGUGCCGUGCGCCCCCUUUUUCUCGUGCUUUCCGGUGCUUUCAAGAUGGUCUCAUUGGUGUAUUGGAGUUGGCGUCGUUGUCGCCGCCAGGCCGUUUGCCGCAGUUAAACAAUCAAUCAACCCGAAUGGACACAUGGACGGAAGUGAGCGUGUGAGGAGUGGUAGGAUUAAAUUGAGGAUGCGUUUUGUACAUAGACAACCCUAGGAUACCCGUGUAGCUUGAUCGUUGACCAGCUUCGUUCGUACUCCCUCUGCCUGUUUCCCCCACACUCCCUCCAACCUUCGAAUUGUUAUCGGUCCGGAGGAUACGAACUCGAUACUCGAUGUUUGUUGUUGUCGGUCACCAAAGCCCACCCAACACCACUAACAGCAACCCCUCAGCACAGCAUCAGUAUAUCAGUGCAAUUGGUAACCAUGGCCAUGGUGGUCGUGGUCGUGGCCUACUACUAUUACUAUUAUUACUACUACUACUACUAGUACUACUCGUGGCGGUGUUCGGUGUUUGAUGAAUUCGAUCCCUAGGAUCGUGGUUCGCUCGAUGUGUAUGAUGUGUGUACGUAUGUAUGUAUGUAUGUAUGUGUGUGCGUGGGUGUAUGUAUGUGUUUGGUAUGUGUCAUGUGUACUGUGUGUGUUUGUGUGCAUGUUCGUGUGUUUGUUCUGUGGGAAGAACCAAGGAGAAGGAUCGGUGACACCGAGCGCCCCUAGCAGGCCUUAGCGUCGCUCAACUCGUGGCGCGUGGCCAGCUCGUACUUCCGGGAACCAUUAGUUCCUGCGGCGGUAACGAAAAUGCGGAAAAGGCAGAUAAACCAGUAUUACAACUAUGAGCACGCCGUUCUGCACUAACGUUCUGCGGCCGCCAUUCCGGAUUCUCAGCAAAGUUGAGCUUGAAGCAACAGAGCACUGCAGCAUUGGACCUUGGUUCGUUAUCGAAGGCUGCAAAUGUUGCUUUUUUUUUGGCAAAGGCCACCAGUAUUGCUUUCUUCUUGUGACUUUAGUUUCAUCACGCUGGCUCUUUGGACGCAGGGAUGGUAAAGGGCAUGCCAAUACGGCGGCGACCGUGGCGCCAUCGUGCCAAUCGGUUGCGAUCCGUUACAUCCAUGCUUCGUGGGUCAAGUUCAUUCAGCAUGUUGCCAGAUAAGUUUUUUCUCGGGAAUUCGGAGUUUUUCGGAGCAUGACCUCUCCCUCUCUCUCUUUCUCUAUUCGUACUGCUUAUCGUGCCGUUUGUAUGCCUCAAUAGAAACCAAUCGUAGGCAGUUCAGUGACGAACGAGCAGAAGAAGGGGUCAAAACCACACGAUAGACGAUUGGCCAACACAGACCGAGUUGCAAGAAGAUAACAGGAAAAAGCAAGUAAAAAAGCAAUGUGUCAAACUUGCGAAAGCACGAUGACAGCGGCAGGAAGUGAAACUAGAGCGAAGCUCAGGAGGAGUAGAGAAUGGAACAACAGAAGAAGAAAAAAAACAGUGGAUCGAUUUCAAAGCUCCCAGAGCACAAACACGAGCACAAACAGGGCCGUAGGUGACUAGGAAAAGUUAGCGUGAAGUGCGAUAAAUAUACGAUAAAUCAGGAUGCAGAAUGAUAAGGCGAAGUGAGAAAACACAACCAACUGAAGGCCAGUGGACGUAAACCAAAAUGUAAGAUAAAAUCUACUCAGUUUAGUUAGUUCCAAUAGUUAUAAAUAUAUAUAUAGCAAACUAUAUAUAUAAACUAUAUUUUCCCCCUGUGUAGUGGAAAUACCUGAACAAAGCAGAAGGGCGGAGAUUGGUGGACAGAAAUAAAUCUA
Molecule: messenger RNA, 5430 nt
Organism: Anopheles darlingi
Lineage: Eukaryota; Metazoa; Arthropoda; Insecta; Diptera; Culicidae
Product: 5-hydroxytryptamine receptor 1-like
Exons: 4
Coding region: 2053-3639 (528 amino acids)
Biological process (GO): adenylate cyclase-activating adrenergic receptor signaling pathway
Cellular component (GO): membrane
Molecular function (GO): G protein-coupled amine receptor activity
Source: RefSeq, a predicted model, not a curated record